UCGCGCGCUGUCGCACAACAACAAACGAGAGGCAGGCAGCAGCUGGGAGAGAAGGAGGCAGGGAGAGAGAGAGAGAGAGAGACGGGAAGAGCUUUUCUUUCCUGAUCAUCAAUGGGGAUCUUCGGCGCAGCAGAGGAGGAGAACUGACUGAGAAAUCUGCUCAAAAUGGCUAAAAACCAGGAAGUGGAGCGCAUCGCCAAAAAGCUGGAUAAAAUGGUGCACAAGAAGAAUACGGACGGAGCUCUCGACCUGCUGAGGGAACUAAAGAACAUCAAGAUGUCUCUGGAGACCCUGCAGUCGACCAGAGUCGGUAUGUCUGUGAAUGCAGUGAGGAAGCAGAGUUCAGAUGAAGAAGUUCAGACUCUGGCCAAAGCUCUCAUCAAGUCCUGGAAGAAACUGCUGGACGGUGCAGAGGAGAAGAAGAAGGAUGGCUCUCCUGUGAGGUCAUCGUCCACCUCCAAGGACUCAGACAGCAGUGAGAAAAGCAGUAAGAAGUCCGGGGAGUCCCCCACCACGCCCACCACCCCGACCCUCCCCCCUCAGGUCACCUCCUUCCCCCCUGCCCCCGUCACCGCCGACAGCGUGCGGAACAAAUGUCGAGAGCUGCUGGUGGCUGCGCUGCAGACCGACGAUGACCACCUGACCAUCGGAGUCGACUGUGAGCACCUGGCAGCACAGAUCGAGGACGAGAUCUUCCAGGAGUUUAAGUCGACGGACAUGAAAUAUAAAGCUCGUCUGCGAAGCCGCAUCUCCAACCUGAAAGACCAGAAGAAUCCAGACCUGCGGCGUAACGUCCUGUGUGGAAACAUCUCGCCUCGACGCAUCGCCAGCAUGACUGCCGAGGAGAUGGCGAGUGCAGAGCUGAAGCAGAUCAGAGAGGCUCUGACUAAAGAGUCCAUCAGAGAACAUCAGCUGUCGAAGGUCGGAGGGACUGAGACGGACAUGUUCAUCUGUAACAAGUGUCACGGAAAGAGCUGCACGUACACACAGGUGCAGACCCGCAGUGCUGAUGAGCCCAUGACCACCUUUGUGUUGUGUAACAGCUGCGGCAACCGAUGGAAGUUCUGUUGAAGAGGACGUGUGUGAACACUAUCACAUCGUGAAGCUAACUGACUAAAGUGAAUUGAAUGUGGAUUUAAAAAAAUGAAUUAAGUUUUCUUUAUUUUGUAUAUUUUCUUUUAUAUAUAAAACUAAAAGCUGUAAUAUAUUGAGGGAAAAUUGGGCCAGUUGUUGUUGUCUAUUGGUUUCAUUUGUUUUGCAUGGAGCACUUAGUUGAUUUUGUAGGCUAGAUGAAGCUUGAAGCCAGAUUUGAAAUCACAUUUAGGCCUUGUGGAAACAGUAGAUGUGCCUUUCUUUGCCAUGUUGUGCUGCCACGUAUUUUUGGCUUCAAUCUUUCUAUUAAAGUUGCUCUUGGAUUAAGAUGA
Scatophagus argus is the source of this 1424-nucleotide messenger RNA. RefSeq names its product transcription elongation factor A (SII), 2 (gene tcea2). Gene Ontology annotation, biological process: transcription elongation by RNA polymerase II; DNA-templated transcription. NCBI's taxonomy places the organism in Eukaryota, Metazoa, Chordata, Actinopteri, Scatophagidae. The coding region runs from base 166 to 1071 and encodes 301 amino acids. Gene Ontology annotation, molecular function: nucleic acid binding; zinc ion binding. The transcript has 10 exons. Gene Ontology annotation, cellular component: nucleus. The record is from RefSeq and is a predicted model, not a curated record.